This is a messenger RNA of Eupeodes corollae, 2896 nucleotides long. RefSeq lists its product as uncharacterized. NCBI's taxonomy places the organism in Eukaryota, Metazoa, Arthropoda, Insecta, Diptera, Syrphidae. Gene Ontology annotation, molecular function: structural molecule activity; A2-type glycerophospholipase activity. The record is from RefSeq and is a predicted model, not a curated record. The coding region runs from base 1474 to 2313 and encodes 279 amino acids. The transcript has a single exon. Gene Ontology annotation, biological process: phospholipid metabolic process; arachidonate secretion.
ACUUUUCUUCAGAUACGAGUUUUUUCUCUGGACUGAUUAGACUUUUUACAAUGUUAUCCUGAUGAUGGUCCUUUUCAUGUUUUGAUUUGUUUAAUAAUUCGUUUAAUGGUUUAGUAAUAGGCUUCAGAGAUUCUUCAAUUUGAGUUUCAAAAGCAGCUCUACCAAUUUUUAAAGCUCUAUAUUUCUUACGUAGAGCGCCUGUUGUUUUGAUUAACUCUUUCGUUACCUUUUCAUUUGUGUUCAACAUUGUUUUGAAUUAUUUUUUCUCAUACAAACAACAUGUGAACAAAUUUUUUAGCUGAUGUAAGACCCUCUCAAAGGGGCUAAGACUAAAUUUAAUAUUAAGAUUGCUGGAUUUAACUGAAGAAUAAUGCGCAUCAAAUUUGUUUGCUUUAUUUUGUGCUGAUAUUAUUUUUUCGUCAAAUUGUUCUGUAUUGCUUUCAUAUAACAUUUCUUGAUUAGGGGUGGGUAAAACUAUGUUUAUAUUACAUAUAUAUAUAUAUAUAUAUUUAGAUUAAACAACUGGCUAUAGUUUUUAAACUUGUCACUUAACUGCGUUUUCCGUUUAUAAAAUUGAUUUGUACUGUUUCAAUAGUUUCUUUAUCGUUAUAAAUUCUCUUGAAUUUUGUGUCCUGCUCCCACUGAGCAUUGCCUCAUAUAUGCUUUGAUAAGUAAAUGCACGUAUCAUUUUAAAGCUUAAGGAAGCAGUCCAAACCUUUCCUGUAACGACCUUUAUUCAAAGGGCUUUCUUUUUCAAUUACCACAAAACCAAAUUUUGUAUUCCAACACUCUGUGCACACAUUUUGAAAUGAUUUGAAAGUCAUAUCUGAAUGAACGUGAUCAUUGUAAAUAUGUUUUAAAUUCAUUUCGUCUUGUUUGAAAAUAAUAAGAAAAUUUGCGUUAUCUCUAAUCAACUGUUUUGGUAUCUUUGUAUAAGUUUGACAUAAGUAAAAACUGUCUAUGUCAUGAUGUCGCCCCAUACUAAAGUAUUUUCUUACUGCUUCUUGUUUUUCACAGGCAAUGUCAUCAAAUAUAAAUAUGGAAUUUGGUUUAGCUUCUUCAGGAGGGAUGACAUCAUUGUUAUUAGAAAAUGUAAAAAAACCCAUAUUCUUAAUUGGGUGAAUUGCUUCACCUAAAAACUUGUACUUUGGUUGAUUUAAAGAUUUAGAAUAUAAGUAUAUAUUUUCAAAUUUUAAUCCGUUCGGAUGUAGCAAUAAGCUCAUCAUUACAUUGGUUUUUCCACAGUUUGAGGGUCCUGUAAUUAAACCUCUAAUACUGUUCGGAAGUAGUUCGCUGUGUUUUUUCUUGAUCUCUUUUAUUUUAGAGAGAUCUGCAUUUUCUACAGGUAAUUGACAUGCUUGUUUAACAAAACGCAUUAUGUCGUAAACUAAACAAUUUUUUCUAUAAAAAUUAAAUAUAUAUCAAGAAAAUAUCAUACUUAUACGGGUUUCUCUUACGUAAACAUAUUUAAAAAUGAUCGACUAUUCAAAGAAAUUCAAAGUUCUGCAAAAUAUAAGAAAAGGUGGAGGCUUAUUAAACUCAUUAAUUGACAAGCUUCCACUCGAACUACAUCUUCCUGGCUAUCAGUUCUGUGGUCCAGGAACAAAUCUUAAGGAACGUUUAGCUCGUGGAGAUUCUGGAAUUAAUUCUCUUGAUCAAGCAUGUAAAGAGCAUGACAUUUCUUAUUCUAAGUUUAAGAAUACAUCUGAUCGACACAUAGCUGAUAAAAUAUUAGCUGAAAAAGCCUGGCAACGUGUUAAAUCAAAAGACGCAAGUAUAGCAGAGCGAGCAAGUGCUCUACUAGUUACUAACCUCAUCAAGGCAAAAGUUAAAUUUGGGAUGGGGUGUUCGAAUUCAAAAAUUAAAACAACUAAGCGAAAAAAAAGCAAUAUGAAAUCUAAGAAAUUGUCAUUUAAAAAACUGGUCAAAUUGAUUGAUGAUAAACUUAAGAAGCGAACAAAAUCUGUAUGUCUAGAAAAAACGAUCAAAUCUGCAAUCACGAGUGCUAAGAAAAACAUUGGCAAAAACAACAAUAUUAAAAUACCAAGAAUUAUACCAGUACCAAAAAUUGGAGGAGCUAUCCCCUUUCUUAUCCCCCUUUUCGCAGGGCUUUCAGCUCUUGGAGCACUAACGGGUGGAGCUGCCGGUGUAGCUAAAGCAGUGAAUGAAAUAAGCAUUGCUAAAAAAGACCUCGAAGAAAAACAACGUCACAAUCUUAAAAUGGAAUCAAUUGCCGUUGGACACGGCUUACAUCUUAAACCUUAUAAAAAUGGAUUUGGACUUUAUUUGCAGCCCCAAACAAAAAACUUCUAAGUUCACUACCCAAUCGUGCAUUGAAUGAAAUAGAUUUAACAAAUUUCUGCACUAAAUUUAUUCCAAAUUUUCGAGGCGUGUUUAUGCGGGACAACUUACCAAAAAGUAGCCCCAAGAAAAAUGAGUGCGGAAUUGUUAAUCUUGAUUCUUCCAAUGGUUCUGGAACACAUUGGGUAGCGUAUUAUAAAAAAGGCAAGCGGAUAGAAUAUUUUGAUAGCUUUGGAAAUCUUCAACCACCUGUUGAAGUCUUAAAUUAUUUAGGUGAAAGCAUCAGCUACAAUUAUACUCAAUAUCAAAGUUAUGGUUCCUAUAAUUGUGGACAUUUAUGCGUGAAAUUUUUACUUAAUUGUUAUUUAAAUAAAUAAAGAGACUUAAGUUCAAAUAAUUUCAUUGUUUUUUUUACCAUCAUGUCGAUAACACUUACAAUAAGCGGAACAUCUUCUGUCCUCACUGUCGAAUAUUUUCCACCUAUAUACUUAGAUGAAGACUAUGUUUGUGGUUUGAUUGACUUUCACUCGUAUAAUUCUAUACCUAAUAUUGAUGAACAUAACAACUUAUUUCAUACAGGGGAACAUGAAAUCGA